AUGAGCUCGGACGCAGGCGGCCCGCGCCGCAGCCACCGUAGCGCCGGCAAUGGACAGCAACGCCCUGGCAGCUUCCGUUUCAGCAGCGACCAAUCAACUACCCAGGCGUCUCCUCGUCCAUCACGCCAAGUGCGCCACAGCGUCAAGAAAACCGCAUCCAUCGAGGAAGGAGACUUUGUGUGGGUGAGUGACGAGAGCGGCGUUUGUUCGUCCGCCGUGGUGGUGCGUACAGGCUUCGUAUUCGACGAAGAUUCUGGCCAGGAGCAGCAUGUGACGGUCGUACACACGGAGGACGGCGAAGAGCGCGCUAUUCGCGACCGUCCAUUGGUCAAAUUGCCAGCCUGUCACCACCCCAAGCAAUUAUUGCCCUUGGAGCUACACGACCUCAGUAAUGUGCCAUUAAUGGCAACCAAUGGAGACACAGGACGAACAGAGACAUUCACGUCCCAACAGUUAGAGAACGUGGCGCUCUACAGUUUAAGAGCAAGAUAUCGCAUGGAACAGGUCUACACGUGGGUGGAUCGCGUGCUAGUCGGGGUGAACCCUGUGACUCCGUUGCCCAUAUACACUCCAGACCACAUGCAAGCCUACAAUAAGAGCAGGGAGCAGACGCCACUGUACGAGAAAGACACCGUCAAUGACGCACCGCCGCAUGUGUUUGCAUUGGCUCAAAAUGCUCUGAGAUGCAUGCAGGACGCAGGAGAAGACCAGGCCGUUAUUCUACUUGGUGGGAUGGGCGCUGGCAAGUCCGAGGCAGCCAAGCUCAUUGUCCAAUAUUUGUGCGAGAUCGGAGACAGCGUCACGCCUCGACAUGACGCAGAAGGAGACUCAGGCGUGCUGCACCCUAUUGGACAGCAGAUUUUACAUGCGUUUACCAUUUUAGAAGCGUUCGGCAACGCUGCUACCACACAGAACUCCAACUCGUCCAGAUUCGCCAAGAUGAUCUCAGUGGAGUUCAGUAAACAUGGCUACGUGAUCGGAGGCGGGUUUACGACGCAUUAUUUCGAGAAAUCUCGUGUGAUUGACUGUCGUAGUCACGAACGCAACUUCCACGUGUUUUAUCAAGUACUUGCAGGCGUGCAACACGACCCCACACUUCGUGAUUCUCUGGAGAUGAACAAGGGCGUGGAGGAGUUUGAUCUGUUGAAGCAGGCAGACCCGGAAAUUACCAACUUCGCGCUUGAUGCUCGUGACUACAGAGACCUUAUGUCCAGUUUUUCAGCCUUGAGGAUCAGGAAGAAUCAGCGUGUCGAGAUCGUGCGUAUUGUGGCUGCGCUGCUGCAUUUGGGCAAUGUGGAUUUUGUCCCAGACCCGGAAGGUGGCAAGUCUGUGAGUGGAGCUAAUUCCACGACUGUAAGUGAUGCUCAGUCGUGUGCAUUGAAGGAUCCAGCGCAGAUCUUGCUUGCAGCCAAGUUAUUGGAGGUGGAACCUGUGGUGCUGGACAAUUAUUUUCGUACUCGUCAGUUUUUCUCGAAAGAUGGCGGCAAGACAGUGUCCUCGCUGAAAGUGGUGACUAUACAUCAAGCACGUAAGGCGCGAGACACUUUUAUGCGAAGUCUGUACGAGUCUCUCUUUAAUUUCCUCGUGGAGACGCUCAACGGCAUUUUGGGCGGCAUCUUCGAUCGCUACGAGAAGUCAAACAUUGUGAUUAAUUCACAAGGCGUUCACGUACUGGAUAUGGUCGGCUUUGAGAACUUGGAGCCAUCGCAGAACAGUUUUGACCAGCUUUGUUUCAAUUAUUGGAGUGAGAAAGUGCACCACUUUUACGUCCAGAACACGCUGGCCAUCAAUUUCUCGGAUCUGGAAGACGAGUCGCAACAAGUGGAGAACCGACUGACGGUGCACUCCAAUGUGGACAUAACGAGUGAGCAGGAGAAAUGUUUGCAGCUGUUUGAGGAUAAACCGUUCGGUAUCUUCGAUCUGUUGACGGAGAACGCCAAGGUGCGCGCUCCUAAUGACGAGGAUUUCGUUAACAAGUUGUUUUCUGGUAACGAAGCUGUGGGCGGACUGUCUCGACCGAACAUGGGCGCUGAUACGACGAACGAGUACUUGGCUCCGUCCAAGGAUUGGCGGUUAAUGUUUAUUGUUCAGCACCACUGCGGUAAGGUUACGUACAAUGGCAAUGGACUUUCAGCGAAGAACGCGCUGAGUAUCUCGUCGACGUGUGCAGCCAUCAUGCAGUCGUCCAAGAAUGCUGUUCUGCAUGCUGUGGGCGCCGCGCAAAUGGCUGCAGCGUCCAGUGAAAAGGCAGCGAAGCAAACUACUCGUCGAACCAGUACUUCGUCCAAGUUCCGGAGCUCUAUCAGCUCGGCAAGGGAGUCUAAAGCAGCCAGUGAUAGUGCAGCGACUGACGUGUACAACCAGGCUGACGCUCUACUGCAUGCGUUGAACCACACUGGCAAGAACUUUCUCGUGUGUAUUAAACCCAAUGAAGACCUGGAGGAAGGCGUGUUCGACUCGGCCUACGUGAUGAAGCAAAUCCGAGAGAACCAUCUGGUAGAGUUGAUGCAAGCGAGUCGCUCGAUCUUCACUGUCCACUUGACAUACGGCCACUUUUUCCGACGCUACAAGAAUGUCUGCGGCCAUCGAGGAACGCUCGAGUCGCUUCUGCGCUCGCUGUCUGCUAUUGGUGUGUUGGAAGAAGAGAAGUUCGUGGUGGGGAAGACCAAGGUCUAUCUGACCAGUCACCAAUGGAAAAAGCUGGAGAAGGCGCGGUUUUUGUACCUGAACGCCUGUGCGACAAUGAUCCAGCGCAAUAUGCUUCGUGGUGGCUUCCGUAAGAAAUCUGCGCGGUUGUUGUAUGUUAUGCGCGGUCUACGUGAAGCGAUGGCGCAGAGAGACCAGAACGAUAUUAUACAGCACCUGACCAACUGUAAGCAGAUCUUGGGGAAGCGCGCGUCAGAGGACAUUCGUGUGUUGAACGAGGGGAGGCAGUUGAUCGCUCGACUGGACGAGGAAGAGUACGUCAACUCGAUCAUUGCAGAUGCCACACGUAUCGGCCACCCGGCCCUGAUUGAAUAUGCUGUACGUGUCGCUGAGAAGAGCUCCCCAUGGCUUGCAGUGGACCAUUUGCGGAGGAAAAGCAAGAGCAUUGUGGCUAUGCAAAAGCAGAAGACGGAGAAGCUCGCUGCUGUCAACAAGAAGCUCCGUGCGUCUAUGAUUGCUAAUGACCCGGAGGCACUUAUGGGCUCAUUGGCGACACUGGAAGAGCCUUCGGUGGAGUCGUUGGAGAGGAAACUGGCGACUAUGAUGAUCAUUCGAGCUCUCGAGGAGAAAAGCGCCGUGGAGUCUGUCACACAUGCGCUUUCGACCAUUGGAGGAGACGAUAAUGAUGCUUCGAUUUUGAAAAAGUUACUGGCUCCUGCGACGAAAGCUAUCAGCUUGGGUGUUGAAGUGAAAUUACCGACUGUUGUGGACACACUGGGCACGAUUCCUACUGAUUUAGAAGCUGUUACCGACGAGGAAGAGGAGGAAAUUGAAGAAGAAGUGGAAGUCGAGGUGGAAGAGGAGAUAGAAGAGGAAGAAGAGGUCGUUUCAAGCUCUCCAGCUGUGUCUGCUGACACGACUAACUUAGUAGCUGCUCUUCAGAAGGCUCUAGACGACGAGAACUUUGUCGCUGCGGAACGAGUAUUAGCUCGUCUAAGAGCUGUUGGUGUUUCCGAGGGAGACUUUCGAACAGCUGAUGCAGAGCGUGCUUUGGAGGCUCAGACUGUUCCUGCUAGCUCGCAUUCGGAACGGAAGCAAAUGGUAAAGUUCUUGGCCGUCGCGAAGAUGUCACAAGAUAUCGAAUUGUUGUCUGAAGCCAUUGAAGCUGCUGUCAGCGUGGGCUUGGCGAAGUGGGAUUUCAAUCUUAAAAACGCCGAAAGAGAGCGAGAAAAGCUGCUGGCAGCUGCUGAAUCAGGCGAAACUCCUCCCCCAGCUCCAGUUUCUGUAGUAAAACCAGCUUCUCCCAAGACGAGGAUUGUCGUGAAAAAGAUCAAGACGAUAAAGAAGGUGAAGAAAGAGAAGAAGAUGUCAGAACCGGCACAUAUCGGUCUCUUCUUGCAGGUCUGGGAAGCUCGUCGUGUCAGCGAUCUCGACCAGCUGCGCUCUGUCCUUCCAGCUCAAUUACAAGGUGCGUACGACGCCAAAAUGGCGCGAUUGCAGCAAGUGGCGAGUGUGGAGGAAGCUCUAAGUGAAGCGCUUGAUACAGACGACCCCAAGGUCGUGGAACAUGAGCUUGGCGAGUCUAUCAGUAUCGGCUUUUGCUCUCCUUUGUUCGCUGCGCUAUUCGACCGCUACUCGACGCUGCGCAGUGGAGCGAAUGGCGAAGAUGCAGCCGAUGAUUAUGGUAUAGUGGACGGACUCCGUGCUGCUAUUCAGCUGUUGACUCGUCGAGUGGAAGUCAACGCUGAGAUUCGAAACGACGCGGUCCAGCUCUUGUCGACGGAAAUUGAGGAGUUCUCCAACCCGACAAGUGGCGAGAAUGAAGUCAACUACGACGAUGCAGAACGCGAACAGAUUCUGCUUACAGCAGGCAACUUACGUCGCAGUUUAGAAGCUCGUAUCGCUGCUGCUGCUCGUCUGGAAGCAACGCUGGCGCUUCCUACUGAUGCGUCCUCUGUUGGGGCGUUGGAACUGAGUAUCCAAGCGGCAAGAGAAGCUGGCGUUCACGAACGAUUGCUGAUGAAGGCUGAAGAUAAAAUUUUGUCAGCUCGAAGGAGAUCUGUCGUUAUGGGUGAUCGACUGCGAUCAAGUGGCCCGGGAUCGCUCACCCGCAAUGACAGCGAGACGAGUAGUCGACCCAGUAUGUUAGAUGAAGGCGAACGUCCACGUUGCGACACGACCGAGUGGCCGGGAGUUUCUAACGAGGACGAAGAAAAUUCAAGCGACAAAAAGUCCAAGCAGACUGCGGAGAAAGAUGCAGUAGCGUUCAACCAUUUCGAGAACUUGAGGGGAUUUAACUCCCAAUCCGAGCGCGCUCUGGCGAAGAAAUUGUGCUGGGAGAGCCGUGCGAUCUCACAGAGUCUCUCAGUGCUGGACGGCAAUCUGGACGAAGUCUCGUCUCUCGCUACGUCUGCGUCGGCAGGACAAAUGGCGCUGUCGAUCAACCGCAGCAUCCUGGGAUACAUGAGAGACCGCAUUGUGUUCUACCGCGAGAUGUUGGCGCAGUACAUUCUCCAGAUCGGACUGAUGAAGCCAUCUGUCGUGGACGAAAUCUACCUGCAGCUUAUGAAGCAGUUGACGAAGAAUCCGAAGCGAGACAGCAGUAUUCGUGGCUGGUCGUUGUUUGCCAUGUGUGCGACGUCCUUCCCGCCGUCACUAGCGCUACAGAAGUACGUGAUUAUGUUCCUGAAGGCUCAAGUGGCUGACUCCAACAGCUUCUGGAGACUCGUACGCAACUUUGCGGCGUAUUCGCUCAAGAAACUGGAAAAUUUGCUCGAGAAUGGCGCAACUGGGUUUAUUCCAAGCAUCGACGAGAUCCGAGGCUACGAAGCUCGACCGCCUUUCCUCGCUACGAUCCAGUUGCUGGACGGCACGCCGCUAGCCGACGCCUUCCCGGUCACACCGGAGCUCACAGUAGCCCAACUGGUUGAGAUUUGCUCCCAUUUCCUCGGUCUUGAAGAUCAUGUUGUCAACUUCUUAGGCCUCACGACAAUAUCCGAGCGUGUUGUGCUCGGGAAGAGCGGCCAGUCGACUACAACGACCUCGUUCGUGUCAGCAAGCAACGAAGACCCCGUGGCUGAUGGCAAUGAAGUGAGCUCGAAAGAUAUCCCGCCACCUCCAACCCUUACAGUCAGUACAUCGACGUCCUCGACGACCUCUGCUCUGUCUCCAUCCAGUUAUUUCCACAAAUUCAUCGCCGCGCCGUCAUUCUUGAGCUCGGAUGUGUUUCUGGGCGAUAUCUUUGAGAAAGAAUUGAUCCGUGGACGUGACGUGCGGUUCGUGCUCAAGAUCCGACUAAACCCAGUGUACAUGUUGCAGUACACGGACGAGAUGUACGACCGUCUGGUGUACAUCCAAGUACAAGAUGAGAUCGUGAAAGGAAACCUGCCUGUACUGGAAGAGGAAGCUCUACUUCGUCUUACCGCACUCGCUAUUGCAGUGGACUGUGAAGAUGUGCCGCCUGUGACUGUAGAGGAAAUCAUGGAGAUGGGGGUGCUGGACUAUCUUCCCCAAGAGUGGAGACCAGCACAUGAUGAAGAGGAAUGGAGUGAGCUGGUGCUGGAUACUAUCACGGACAACCUUCUAGACGAGCAGGACGCCUUGUUCCCUGUCAGUGAGCUGCAGCGUAUUUACAUUGAAGAGGUAACACGUCACCGACUGUACGGCGCCUGCUUCUUCCCGUCCAAGUUGGUGAACCGCGGCUCCAAGGGCUCUGGCAACGGACUCAACUAUUGUCUGGGUAUUGAGCUGCCAAACUACUUCGUCAUUGCUGUGAACGGCUACGGCAUGCACAUCCUUGGACGCGACGGCUCCAUGCUCGCUUUCUGCGAUUAUGCAGACAUUGCGUAUUGUGGUGGCGCGUACCCCCAGUAUAAGAUUUGUCUGAAGAAGGCAUCCGACUUGGCCGCUCCUGUGGAAGACAUCAUCGUCACCACGAAAUACUCGGAAGAACUGGACGCUCUUAUCGCAGACUACAAGGAGAUUACGGCGCUCAUGAACGAGGCGUAG
This is a messenger RNA of Phytophthora infestans T30-4, 6654 nucleotides long. RefSeq names its product myosin-like protein. NCBI's taxonomy places the organism in Eukaryota, Oomycota, Peronosporomycetes, Peronosporales, Peronosporaceae. The record is from RefSeq and is a predicted model, not a curated record. Gene Ontology annotation, biological process: vesicle transport along actin filament; actin filament organization. The transcript has a single exon. Bases 1 to 6654 code for a protein of 2217 amino acids. Gene Ontology annotation, cellular component: myosin complex; vesicle; cytoplasm. Gene Ontology annotation, molecular function: microfilament motor activity; actin filament binding; ATP binding.